Molecule: messenger RNA, 2252 nt
Organism: Drosophila virilis
Lineage: Eukaryota; Metazoa; Arthropoda; Insecta; Diptera; Drosophilidae
Source: RefSeq, a predicted model, not a curated record
CUGAGUCGCGCCAGCAACGUUGAACCAGACGCAACGCGGAAAUAACGAGUAUUGCGCAUACGCCACAAGUGCCGCAAACAGUUGCCGCAAAUUGAAAAAGAAAGAAAGAAAAAAAAAAAACAUAACACAAAUGCCGCUCGCUCGUUAGUGAAAUUCCUGACAUUUUUACGAUACGCAACAGCUACAAAGGCAGAAGCUGGCCAGAAAAGUGCGUGCCACCAAAAUAUUUAUACAGCAUUUGAGAGGCAACUGGCCAAGCAGCCAUGCGGCCAUGUGGCAUCCACGUACAACGCUGCUGCCAUGGACACGGGCAAAAUGCACGGCAAUGAGGCAAUGAUAGGACGGAGACCAAGACCACAACCACAGCAACCACAGCAACCAAUGCAACCAGCAGAGUGCAGAUGCAAUCUGGAGAGUUCGCUUCUAGGCUGAGUGCCACAGCUAGCUAACUCUAUUCACACAGAGCCCGACCAGCCGCUUCAACCAGCCAAGCAGCUAAGCAGAAGCCCAGCACGGAUACAGGGACCACAGCGAGUGCUUGGGGCCCGCCAUGUUGCGAGAUAUCUUUCUGUAUAUUGUUCUAAUCGCUUUAUUUUGCUUUAUUUUCAUGGCGCAGUUAAUCGUUAACGUUUACGCAUUCCAGCGCCAGCCAACGCCCGCCCAGAGGGCCGAGCGCAAUGAAAUUAUAUUUGUCUAGGGGUCCUGGGGUUGUGUGGCCACCAGGGCCAGAAGUCAGGGGCAUUGUGGCUUGCCAUUUAAUGAGCACCACUGUGAAAAACUUAAAGCUCAAAAUCAAAGGAAACUUCUUGCCGGUCGCAUGCUGGCCUAAAGACAAAAUCCCGCUAAGAGCUGAUAAACUAGGUUGCGCGCUAAUUAGUUACGGUAGUCUUGGGAGCGCUGUCCUGAAUGCACAAUACACUCAAGCACAAUGAAACUUUGCGACACAAUAAGACACAGCUGGAGCUGCAGCUUGCCAGGACGUGCAUUAAGGCGCGCAAAAUGUGAAAGCCGCACACGCAAAGUUCAUGCUGCAACGUUGCGAUGCGCUGUUGCAUUAAAAAAUAUAAAAAACGAAUUUACUCAAUUCAUUUGCGUGCCACAUUGCCGCAUUUAAGCAUUCAGUUCUUUUCGCUCUUUGGGGCACAUAAAAAAUAAUUGUGUCCAUGCUGAUAAAAUGAUAAUUAUUAAUUUAAACGGGCGCUUUAAAAAUUUCAUUGCCUACUUUUGUGCGCGCGACUCGGUCUGCUGCAGCGGCGCCAAUGAGCCGGCACAAAUGCAUUUGGGCGUGGCAGGGGGCUAGAGUUUGUAUUGAUUUCCAGCGCACACGCUCUCCCAUUUCGAGUGCUUUUUGUUUUUUUUUUUUUUUUUAUAGUUUUUGGGCACGCCGCACAGUUUAUUGUUUUCUUUUGGCCGCUUGAGCCAAUUCGUCUGGCAGCGGGGCCAGAGCUGUUCGUGCCGCCUUGAGCACUUGAGCGCCAUAUACACACUUGACCCCAUUCGCUGAGAGACUUUACAAUAGGCUCGGCCAGUGGGUGAAAGUUAGAGGCCUUGGCUGGGCAAACAUUUAAAUUGACAUGGCCGAGGGCAGGGAAAGUGUUUCACUUCAAAAACUUCAAAGUGUGGCUAAAUUUUCGUUAUAUACUGCUUAAGUGUGUGUGUGUGUGUGUGCCUAAUAGAUGACUGGCCAAAUGGAUAUUAUGGUUUUAUCUACUGCCCAAGACGUUUAUACUUUGAUAUGAGCAUAGGCAAAGUUAUUGAAAAGUUCUUAGUUAAAUGAAAUUGCAUUUUCGGAUUGCUGCGCCAAGUCAAGUGCAUUUUGGCACUCGCCCUAAAACUGAACAUUUUUUCUCAAAAGUAUCGAAAGUUUUCCAUUUUAUUUACAUAGUUAGCAGAAUUUAAGGUUUGGCACUUGGCAAAAGUGGUAUUCAUAUCGUAAGAACAUUUUAAAUGGUAUUAUCGAAUAAUCAAAACCGUAUUAACCGAGCAAACCAAACAUAUAUACGAAAAAAGAAAACAUCUUAUUGAAUUGUAUUCAAUUAAAAUAAUAAUAAAUAUGAACGCAUACAUUUGAACAAUAAUAGUUUUUAGCUAACCUAUACAAUAUAUACUAGUAUCUAUAAAUGUAAUAAUUUUAGCAAAUAAUGUUUAAUAAAGGAUGUGUGACGAAAUUUACUGUACGUGUAGCUAGUGCUGAACAAUGAAAAUCCAAUUAAUUAAACGACAAACGAAACAAUAUCGAAAUACAUAUAAAU